CAGUAAAGACAAAGAAACCGAGUGGAUCAGACUGUCCAUCACACGGCCUCCUCCUUUCUUUUUGGAGUUCUCACUUGGGCACCAGAACUCCACAUCUCAUGUCUUCACUUCAUAACCAUCCUGAAUGUGAUUUCCAGCUUUAGAUAGAGACCUUUCCCGAGAGGAGAGCAUUCACAGAAAUGUUAUUGCCGCUAAGGUCACCACUGCUGAGGUAUCAUCCACAUUUCCCAGUCAUGGGUCAGACUUCCUCUUCUACACCCUCUCCAAAAAAUGAUCCUGAUUUGACCUCCAGCUUUGGCAAUAAUCUUCAGAAUUUCAAGAUGAAAAACAAUAUCCUGUCUCGGGAAUUAAUUGCCAUCAUUGAAUCAUCCCUAGAGUCUGGAAACCUUCAGGAAACAGUUUCUGUCAUCAGCAAUGCUCUGAGUGACAUUAAGAAAGCACCAGUGAACAUUGCAGUGAUAGGGGAUACUGGGGCUGGAAAGUCCAGUCUCAUCAAUGCUCUACAGGGAGUAGGGGCUGAUGAAGAAGGUGCAGCUGCUACUGGGGUGAUAUGUACAACCACUGAGAGAACACCAUACACAUAUGCAAAGUGUCCCAGUGUGACACUAUGGGACAUGCCUGGUAUUUCAUUUUGUGACUUUCAUUCAAAUGAGUAUUUGAAGAAAAUGAACAUUGAGGAGUAUGACUUCUUCAUUAUUGUCUCUUCGGGCCGCCUUAAAUUUAGUGACAGAGAAAUUGCCAAAGUCAUUAUGCAAAUGAAUAAGAGUUUCUAUUUUGUUCUAACCCAUACAGAUAUUGAUCUUGAGGUGGAAAAAGUGAUUAACCCUAGGAGAUUCAAUAAAGAGAACACAUUAAAGAUGAUACGAAAUAACAUUUCAAGUAUACUGAAGCAAGUGACACACCAGGAGCCUCCAGUCUUCCUAGUCUCUAAUACUGAUGUGUCUGACCUUGACUUCCCAAAGCUGGAGACCACCCUUCUGAGAGAGCUCCCAGCCUACAAACGCCACAGGUUCAUGGUCACUUUGCCAAUUGUUACUAAUUCCACCAUAGAUCAGAAGAGGGAUAUGCUGAAACAAAAGAUCUUGAAGGAAUCCAGAAUGCCAAGAGCAUGGGCUACCAUACCAUUCAGAGGACUGAUGCAAAAGGACCUAGAGAUGUUGGAACAGGCUUUGAAUGACUAUAGAUCUUCCUUUGGCCUGGAUGAGGCAUCACUGGAAAACAUAGCUAAGGAUUUGAACAUUACACUUGAGGCACUCAAGGCAAACAUUAAGUCUCCACAUUUGUUCUCAGAUGAGCCUGGUACAUCCACAACAGAUAAACUACUGAACUACAUUAGACAUCCUUAUUCUUCAAAGUUUUACCACUUGCAAAAUUAUUUCAUUGACACAGUUGCAAGCGAUGUUAAAAUUAUCCUGAGUAAUGAAGAGCUUUUGACAGCAAAGCAACCUCCAUGGUAUACAGCUACAUGCAAGUCUUCCUCUAGCAGCCCUUCUCCUUUAACUGCUCAAUGUUUGGCAUUCAACAUUGAAAAUUUUUUUAAGAAUUUCAAGUUGGAAAGCAAAAUUCUCUCUGAGGAAACCAUCAACUUGAUUGAAUCCCAUCUGGAGAAUAAGAACCUUCCGGAAGCAAUGUGUGAAAUUAGUCGGGCUCUGAGAAACAUUGACAAAGCCCCACUCAACAUUGCUGUGACUGGAGAAACAGGGACAGGGAAAUCCAGCUUUAUCAAUGCCCUGAGGGGAGUGAGGGAAGAAGAAGGAGGUGCAGCCCCCACUGGGGUGGUAGAGACAACCAUGGAGAGAACUCCAUACCCACACCCAAAGCUUCCCAACAUGACAAUAUGGGACUUGCCUGGCAUUGGGACCACUAAUUUCCCACCAAAAACCUACCUAACAGAAAUGAAGUUUGGUGAGUAUGACUUCUUCAUUAUUAUCUCGGCUACACGCUUCAAAGAAAUUGAUGCAAAUCUGGCCAAAGCCAUUGAAAAGAUGAACACAAAGUUCUACUUUGUCCGAACCAAGGUCGAUCAAGAUGUCAGUAAUGAACAGAGGAGUAAACCUAAGUCUUUCAAUAGCGACAGUGUCUUAAAGAAAAUUAGAGAUGACUGUUCAGAGAAGCUUCAGGAAGCUCUUUCCAGUCAACCUCCUCUCUUCUUAGUCUCUAACUUUGAUGUGUCUGACUUUGACUUCCCAACGCUGGAGACCACCCUACUGAGGGAGCUCCCAGCCCACAAGCGCCACAUCUUCAUGAUGUCCUUGCACAGUGUUACUGAGACUGCCAUUGACCGGAAGAGGGAUUUCCUCAGACAGAAGAUCAGGCUGGAGUCCCUGAAGGAUGGAAUAUUUGCCACUAUUCCACUUGGGGGUUUCAUCAGAAAUGAAAUACAGAAGUUGGAGGAGACCUUGAAUCUCUACAGGUCUUACUUGGGACUGGAUGAAGCCUCACUAAAAAAUAUUGCCAAGGAUUUCAAAGUGUCUAUGAAUGAAAUCAAGGCACACCUUAAGUGUCUCCAUGUGUUAACAGAGGACAAAGACAUGUCCUUCAAAGAUAAACUGUUGAAAUAUAUUGAAUCUAUUUCCUAUGUUACUGGGGGACCACUUGCCUCAGGCCUUUACUUUAGAAAGACUUACUACUGGAAAAGUCUCUUUAUUGAUACUGUGGCAAGUGAUGCCAAGUCUCUCCUUAGUAAGGAAGCAUUUUUAUUAAGGAAGCGAGAAUCCUGCAUGUCUGACUUCCAUGAAUAAUGGGAAACAGGAAUGGAACUGUGAGGUACUAGCCUUUGGACUGACUUCAGGCACUGACUUAAAGCCUGCUUUUAAGCAACAAAAAUUUCCUGGGAACGAAUGGAGGAUUCAUGUCUUUCAGAGACAGAAUAUCAGAGUGGCAUGUGGAAAAAGAGUCGCCCACAGAAUAAGAAUUGUCUUCCAUUAACGUAUCAUUAUGAACAUAUAUGGUUGUAUAUGACUUGCAAUAUCUUUGUCUAAUUAAUAGUGCCACACUCUUAA
Molecule: messenger RNA, 3002 nt
Organism: Grammomys surdaster
Lineage: Eukaryota; Metazoa; Chordata; Mammalia; Rodentia; Muridae
Exons: 3
Coding region: 180-2741 (853 amino acids)
Biological process (GO): defense response; cellular response to interferon-beta
Cellular component (GO): endoplasmic reticulum membrane
Molecular function (GO): GTP binding; GTPase activity
Source: RefSeq, a predicted model, not a curated record